Molecule: messenger RNA, 396 nt
Organism: Lathyrus sativus (Indian pea)
Lineage: Eukaryota; Viridiplantae; Streptophyta; Magnoliopsida; Fabales; Fabaceae
Source: the annotation of a GenBank genome assembly
AUGGCGAUACAUAAAACUUCGAGCCCGAGCACACGCAAUGGAGCCUUAAACAGUCAAGUGAAAUCCAAUUCACGAAAUCGUUUGAUUUCUGGACAACAUCAUUGUUGUAAAGGGCGUAAUGCCAGAGGAAUUAUUACCGCAGGGCAUAGAGGGGGAGGUCAUAAGCGUCUAUACCGUAAAAUUGAUUUUCGACGCAAUGAAAAAGACAUAUAUGGUAGAAUCAUAACUAUAGAAUAUGACCCUAAUCGAAAUGCACACAUUUGUCUCAUACACUAUGGGGAUGGUGAGAAAAGAUAUAUUUUACACCCCAGAGGGGCUAUAAUUGGAGAUACCAUUGUUUAUGGUACAGAAGUUCCUAUAAAAAUGGGAAAUGCCCUACCUUUGAGUGUGGUUUGA